UUUCUGAGUGCUACUCAUCAGCUUUCUGCAGAAAUGGCCCCAGUGCUUCGUGCUCAUCUGGUGACUCUGGUUCUGCUCUCGUUCAUGCUCAGUUUGGUUGCUGCUGGGAAGCUGCUGGUGGUGCCAUUGGAUGGGAGUCAUUGGCUCAGCAUGAGGGAAGUGUUGGACAGGCUCAGCCAGAAGGGACAUGAAGUAGUUGUCGUUGCACCUGAAAUCAAUGUACACAUAAAGCCAUCAAAGAAUUUCAUUAUGAAAAUGUACCCAGUCCCUUUCACACAGGAAGAGCUGGAUCACACUUUCUGGAGGACAAGCCAGGAGGUAUUUGAAGACGGAACUUUUUUGGAAAGAUUUCUUAAAACACAUGAACGAAUGAAAAAUGUUUCUGCAACAUUACACUCUACCUGUACACACUUGCUGCACAACAAGGAACUUCUCAGUUACCUUGAGGAGAGCAAGUUUGAUGCUGUCUUUACAGAUCCAAUACUACCCUGUGGGCAGAUAGUGGCUGAGUAUCUUUCACUCCCUUCUGUGGUUUUUCUGCAGCAAAUACCAUGUGGUUUAGAUUCUGAAGCCACUCAAUGUCCCAAUCCCCCUUCUUACGUCCCCAGGUUAUUUACAGACCUUACAGACCGCAUGAACUUUCUCCAGAGGGUGAAGAACAUGCUCUUUGAACUCUCAAACUAUCUUCUCUGUGAUUUUGUUUUUCAACCAUAUGCACAACUGGCUUCUGAGUUUCUCCAGAGGAAAGUGACUGUGACAGGUCUUCUAAGCCAGGCUUCCAUUUGGCUCCUGAAGAUAGAUUUUGUUUUGCACUAUCCAAGACCAUUGAUGCCCAACAUGAUUCUUAUUGGUGGAGUAAACUGUGCUCCCAAGAAGCUAUCUCAGGUG
Pogoniulus pusillus (Red-fronted tinkerbird) is the source of this 888-nucleotide messenger RNA. RefSeq names its product UDP-glucuronosyltransferase 1A1-like. The record is from RefSeq and is a predicted model, not a curated record. Gene Ontology annotation, molecular function: UDP-glycosyltransferase activity. Lineage: Eukaryota; Metazoa; Chordata; Aves; Piciformes; Lybiidae. The annotation marks the transcript as partial. The transcript has a single exon.